AUGGGCAUCUCAAGGGCUUGUUCGGUUUGCUGGUUGUUCCAUGUGCUGCUUCUUAUCUGUUCCUUGUGUCAGAUACUUUAUGUUGGAUCAGUGGUGGCUCAAACUGCUCAGUUGACUGUGGAUGCUUCACCUCAGAAUGCUCAGACAAUCCCUGCCAAUAUGUUUGGCAUCUUCUUUGAGGAGAUCAACCAUGCGGGAGCUGGUGGAUUGUGGGCAGAGCUUGUAAGCAACAGAGGUUUUGAAGCUAGUGGUUCUAAUACUCCUUCAAACAUUGACCCAUGGUCGAUCAUUGGGGAUGAAUCCAAUAUUAUUGUGGCAACAGAUCGGUCAUCCUGUUUUGCUAGUAACCCAAUUGCACUUCGAAUGGAAGUACUUUGUGGAGCUAGUGGAACUAAUGCUUGCCCAUCAGGAGGAGUUGGAAUCUACAAUCCUGGUUACUGGGGCAUGAACAUUGAAAGAACAAAGGUUUAUAGAGUUACCAUGUACAUUAGGUCAUCAGAUUCGGUGGAGCUGACAGUUUCUUUAACAAGUUCAGAUGGUCUUCAAAAUCUAGCUUCUCAUACAAUCAUGGGAGACAAAGAAGAUUUUGCUGAGUGGACGAAGGUUGAAUUUGAUUUGCAAUCAAAUUAUAUAAAUACUAAUUCAAGACUUCAGCUUACAACCACCAAAAGUGGCAUAAUUUGGUUUGACCAAGUAUCACUUAUGCCAUCAGAUACUUAUAUGGGCCAUGGUUUUCGUAAAGAUCUUGCCUCUAUGCUGGCAAAUCUGAAGCCUCGAUUUCUAAAAUUUCCAGGUGGCAACUAUGUAAUGGGAAAUUACCUUAUAAAUGCAUUCCGCUGGAGUGAAACUGUUGGACCAUGGGAAGAGAGAUCUGGUCACUUCAAUGAUGCUUGGGCCUAUUGGACUGAUGAUGGACUUGGGUUUUUUGAAUUCCUCCAACUAGCAGAAGACCUUGGCGCUUGCCCAGUUUGGGUUGUAAAUGAUGGGGCCAGCAUCUAUCAAGAAGUUUCAUCAGCAACAAUAGCUGCAUUCGUAAAGGAUGUUGUUAAUGGUAUUGAGUUUGCCAGGGGAGACCCCGAGACUGCAUGGGGUUCAGUUCGUGCAGCAAUGGGACAUCCAGAGCCCUUUCAGCUUUAUUAUGUUUCAAUAGGAAAUCAAGAAUGUUCAAAGAACUAUUAUAAAGAUAACUACGUGAAGUUCUAUUCUGCAAUAAAAACAUCCUAUCCAGACAUCAAAAUCAUAUCAAGCUGUGACAGAUCUGCUAUUUCACCAGUCAACCCAGCUGAUUUGUAUGAUGUUCAUGUCUAUACUUCAUCAGGUGAUAUGUUUUCCAAGUCUAGAAUGUUUGAUAGCACAGCCCGUAACGGACCCAAGGCAAUUGUUAGUGAAUAUGCUGUGACUGGAAGUGAUGCUGGCCGAGGAACACUAAUAGCUGCUUUAGCUGAAGCUGCAUUCCUCAUUGGAUUAGAAAGGAACAGCGACAUGGUUGAGAUGGCAAGUUGUGCCCCACUCUUUGUAAACGACAAUGAUCAAAGGUGGAACCCAGAUGCUAUUGUCUUUAACUCAUGGCAGCACUAUGGAUGUCCAAAUUACUGGAUGCUACACUUCUUCAAAGAUUCAAGUGGCACUGCACUUCAUCCAUCCACUAUUCAACUACCAAACUAUGAUCAAUUGGUCACAUCUGCUAUCACGUGGAAUAAUCCACAUGAUGAGAACACUUACCUGAAAAUAAAGGUUGUAAAUUUUGGAAGCCAAGCUGUCAAUCUGAAUAUAUCUGUGACUGGGUUGGAAACUGAUAUUCAGACAUUUGGAUCCAUAAAGACGGUUCUCACGUCAGGUUGGCUACGGGAUGAGAACUCCUUCCAACAGCCCGACAAGGUGGUGCCGGCGGCAAGUCCAAUAACCAACGCGGGCAAGCAGAUGGGUGUUGUACUGAACUCAUACUCCCUGACCUCAUUUGAUCUCCUCUUGGAUUCGGACCAGACGGUGCCUUCAGUCUCAGUGUCGAGCCUCCAUUCCAGCGUGUGA
Messenger RNA from Miscanthus lutarioriparius, 2028 nucleotides. Lineage: Eukaryota; Viridiplantae; Streptophyta; Magnoliopsida; Poales; Poaceae. The record is from the annotation of a GenBank genome assembly.